Molecule: messenger RNA, 1341 nt
Organism: Sclerotinia borealis F-4128
Lineage: Eukaryota; Fungi; Ascomycota; Leotiomycetes; Helotiales; Sclerotiniaceae
Source: the annotation of a GenBank genome assembly
AUGCUACCGUCAAAUAAUUCAGUCUACAAUCGUAAUCAAUUUGAGGACAUUCUUGAGGACAUUGUUGAAUACUUCAGGCAGCCUAUACAGCUAAAUUUCCAAACAAGACCUCCAAUGCAAAUACAAAAUCACCCACGGCCAACUCUUGAGCAAGAGCAACAUCAAUUUGAGCAACAACGAUUUGAGCAAAAUCGUGAACACAUGCAGAUGCAUCAAAGACAAUCAUCUCCUCAUCAAUUGAACGAUCCUCAACGGUUUAAUGCUCCUCUUCGGACUGGUAAUGAUAAUAGUACCGGUACUUCUAUGUCACGAUAUUCGACCUCUCUUCCCAAUGAGAACGUGUUAGGAAAACGUCCAUUUGCUUCAAACUCAUCGAGUGAGGGAUUUUCCUUGGAAACUUUCUCUGGACAGUUAGGAGUCAGUAGUUUGGCAUCGCGAACAGUUCCUGAAAAUCUCGCUCUGGUGGCUGGUAGAUCCACAAAUGCACCUCGACGUGGACGACCGCCAAAGAAUCUGUCAGGCACUUCAUCUCCAAAACCUCAAAAGUCAGCUACCGGUAUACCAAAGAGACGAGGCAGACCACCUAAGGACUACACGGCGCUAGUAAACAGGACCAAAUCAGACUCGUCAAUGGCUAAAGAUCACAAGACUAUACAUAACAAUGACAAUCCACCAAAGAAACGAGGCCGCCCUCCAAAGCAACCCUCUCCGGAACUAGAGAUUCUAGCUCCUAAUCCAACCUUUCUCAUCUACAAGUGUGAAUGGAAAAAUUGUCCUGCCAAAUUGCACAAUCUGGUUACUUUAAGAAUGCAUCUUUUUAAGAUCCAUGGCAAGAGAGAGAAUGGCAUGACUAGUUGUUUGUGGAAAGAUUGCACCGCUGCACAAACUAACGAAAAUAAAGAUCCGUUACCGUCAAAUUCGGAACAUAAUACACAGUAUAAAUUCAAGGACGAAGAUGAUUGGAAAAAUCAUGUCGAAAAAACACAUAUAACCCCUUAUGCUUGGCAUAUGGGUGACGGACCUCAGAAUUCAUUAGACGGUCCCAAGAAACCUGCUUUAUCGGCUCCUGCAUACUUGUUUGACAAAAAUGGUGUCCAAGUCAUACCAUCCAUCGAAAACCAACAAAUCGAGGGUGGAGACCCGAAAUGGAAUAACACCCACAGAUUCACGAGAGAGAUCGAAGGUCUGGACUAUGUCUUGAAUCCUAGAUACAAUGCGGAUUAUUCGACUCCCAUGCAAACGGAAGAAUAUAAUGCUCAGGAGGGUGAGCAGAUUCUUAGCGAUAAUCAGGAUGGAGAUGACGACGGCAAUGCGGAUAUGGACAUUGACUCAAGUUUUUAA